Angiostrongylus costaricensis is the source of this 534-nucleotide messenger RNA. Lineage: Eukaryota; Metazoa; Nematoda; Chromadorea; Rhabditida; Metastrongylidae. The record is from the annotation of a GenBank genome assembly.
AUGUCGAACGUCAGGUUACCAGGCGUUAUGCUGAGCACGUCGAUGGUAUUUCUGUGUGUAUUCCUCUCCGCUCAUUUUGUAACCAUGACAUCCAUGGUUUUCGUGAGGAGUAGUACUUCAUGUUGUGCGAUUUCGAUUCUCAUCUUGUUGGUAUGGAUGUUGUUCGGUGGAGGAUUACUUCGGUCCCUUGCAACAACUCCUUUUGACGGACCAGCAAAUAUGUUCUGUGUUAACCCGAUUCGAUAUGCAAAUUUCGUUCUGGCUUUGAAAAUCUCUUCUGAACUUCCCAUUUAUUCAUGUGUUAGAAAAGAGGGGAAUGAAAUCGAAUCAACUGCUGUGGAGAAGUUUUGCAGAUGGACGAACAGUACAAAAUAUUUCGAAGAGGCAUAUCCGUCGUCGGUGCAGUCUCUCGAUUACUGGAUCAACAUGCUUAUUUUGGCAGGAAUAGUUUUCGUCCUUUUACUGGUCACCUUGGCCAUCCACGCAAUUCCACAAUCUCGACUAGUUGUUGAUAAAUUCAGAUUUACAAACUGA